UUUUAUUUUCAGAUGAAUUUAUUUCUUUUUCAAAAAUUUAAUAAAAAUUUUGUUUUUCAAAUAUCUCGUCAAAUGUGUAUUGCCAAAUCAACUUCAAUGCCUUCUACUUCUUAUAAUAAACCAAUACCUUUCAAGUCAAUUUCUACUGAUGAUUUGGGGUUUUCUUUUUUAAACCAAGAUGCAAAUAAACAAUUAAGAAAAACUGUGUUGUUUGCUAAGUUUGCCUCACUUGCAAGUUCUACAUUGGGCCUUUGUUUUAUUCCAAUUAUAAGCUCCUCCUUUGUUGAAGUAAUGGCAGAAAGACCUGGCUUAGCUGCUUUUAUGGUGUUGACUGAUACUUUUUUAUUAUUCUUUGCUUGUACACCAUUUUUGUUGCAUUUUUUAACUAAACGUUUUGUUGCCGAUAUAUAUUAUAAUCCAAAAACUAAAGUGUUUACAACUGUUCAUUAUAAUUUUAUUUUGAGGAAGAAAGCUUUGAGGUUUACAGCGGAUGAAGUGGUUGAUGCUGCAAAUGAAGUGGAAAAAAAUAAAUUUUCUUUUCAAUUUGCUACAUGUUCAGUUAGAUCUUACCCAAUAUUGCUUUUGUUAGAAGAGGACUUUUAUACAGACCCAGAAGUUUUUAAAUUGUUGACGAAAGGUUUUAAAUCAUUAGACUUGGUAAAAUUAAAAUGAAAGGAAUGUUUUGUUAAAUUGUUAAAAAUACCAUUCCCGGUCUCAGUUCCGAUUUUUGGAGAUAGGCUAGGGUUCUUAGUUCUUUCGAGUUCUUAUACUAGGCAACGGAACUUUUUUGAAUUUUGGAGCU
This is a messenger RNA of Meloidogyne enterolobii, 802 nucleotides long. Lineage: Eukaryota; Metazoa; Nematoda; Chromadorea; Rhabditida; Meloidogynidae. The record is from the annotation of a GenBank genome assembly.